This is a messenger RNA of Melanotaenia boesemani (Boeseman's rainbowfish), 2756 nucleotides long. RefSeq names its product frizzled class receptor 10 (gene fzd10). Bases 891 to 2639 code for a protein of 582 amino acids. Gene Ontology annotation, biological process: non-canonical Wnt signaling pathway; canonical Wnt signaling pathway. The transcript has a single exon. Gene Ontology annotation, cellular component: plasma membrane. Lineage: Eukaryota; Metazoa; Chordata; Actinopteri; Atheriniformes; Melanotaeniidae. The record is from RefSeq and is a predicted model, not a curated record. Gene Ontology annotation, molecular function: Wnt receptor activity; Wnt-protein binding.
CAAUCAGACCGAGGGAAGUUUGCAGUGAACCUUUGAAACUGCUGUAAUGAACAAGCUGUUCCGCACGAUUUGAAAAUAAUCCGCGUGUCAGUGUCAUCUUUCUUAUGCAAAGUAGCUGUCUUUGAAGGCGGAUCUUUUGGCAGGUUAGACUGGGACGGAGGCUCCGACCAGCUCAGACGAGUACCGCGCCACCAAACGCAUCAACUGCCUGCUCUGGGAGGAGCAUAAUCCAGCAUUUCUGGGACUCGUUUAAUAUUAUCACCGAAGAAAUUAUCGGACUUAUUCCGUUGCCUGAUUCCUUGUUUUCUGGUGCCUUGCGCAAAAGCAUCCACACCACAUAAAGGACUGGAGGAUAUGUAUAUGUUUUUUGUUUGUUUUAGAUUUCUUUUCUACCUACUUAGUUGCCUUUGCAGGACUGAAAUCCCACAGCAACACGGAGGAGCGACCCUGGACAAGUGUCAUGAAACGUGAAAACAGACCAGUGAGUCGUUUGGAAAGAAAGGGGAAACGAAACGGGACGCAUGGCAGUUCUCUGAGACGUACGGCGCAAGAGGGAAGUAGCUCCAACACUUCACGCUCAAACUGAGCGUCUGAGAGCAUGGACCUCACAGCGCACUUCCAGAGAGGAAACAUUUUCGCACCAUCGCGGGAUUUUUUUUAUUCAACUCUAAAACAAGAAAACGAUGGUCUUGCAACAGAUAGUUGAGUAAGUUUUUUCACUCGGAGCUCACCACCAACACCAGCUUGGUUUCAUCACUAACGUUUUAAUGAAAGAAACUUGUGAUUCCGGAUUGCGGUAAACACUGGACAUUUUUUUCUUUCUCUCUCUUUUUCUCUCUCUCUGUUUCUCUCUCCCUCUCGCUCUUUUUUUUUUUAAUUAAGUUGGGAGAAUGUAUUCAAAUGUGAGACUGAGUCUUAUCCCUGCUCUGCUGGCGCUGUGGAGUAGCGGGGCAUCAGCCAUCAGCUCCAUAGACCCUGACUGGUCAGGAGAGGGGAGAUGUCAACACAUCAGCAUCCCCCUAUGCAAAGACAUUGGCUACAACAUGACCCGCAUGCCAAACCUCAUGGGCCAUGAUGAUCAAAAUGAGGCAGCAAUGAAGCUGCAGGAGUUUGCAACAUUGAUACAGUUUGGAUGCCACAGUCACCUCAAGUUUUUCCUCUGUUCACUGUAUGCCCCCAUGUGCACAGAGCAGGUGUCAAACCCCAUUCCAGCAUGCAGAGUUAUGUGUGAGCAGGUAAAGCAGAAGUGCUCACCUAUCAUGGAAAACUUUAACUUUCCGUGGCCCGACUCUCUGGACUGUUCUCGUCUUCCUACUAAAAAUGACCCAAACAACCUGUGCAUGGAGGCGCCCAACAAUGGAUCAGAGGAUCCUCCCAAGGUUUCCCACACCCAGCCUCCAGAUUUCAGGCCACAGCGCCCUCUGAGUGGCCAUGACCUGCACCUUAAGGACAGCGGCAACAAGCAGACAUGCAGCAAUCCAGGCAAGUUCCACUUUGUGGAGAAAAGCGAGUCCUGUGCACCGAAAUGCUACCCAAAAAUAGAUGUAUACUGGAGCCAGGGAGACAAGCAGUUCUCUCUGGUGUGGAUAGCCAUCUGGUCCAUCCUCUGCUUUGUCUCCAGUGCCUUCACUGUGCUCACUUUCCUUAUUGACCCACAGCGAUUCAAAUAUCCUGAGAGGCCAAUCAUCUUCCUCUCCAUGUCUUACUGUGUUUACUCUGUGGGUUACCUCAUUCGACUUUUUGUGGGAGCGGACAGAAUAGCCUGUGACAGAGACAAUGGUGUUCAGUAUAUUAUCCAGGAGGGUUUGGAGAGCACCGGCUGCACCAUUGUGUUCCUCAUCCUGUAUUAUUUUGGCAUGGCCAGCUCCCUCUGGUGGGUUAUUCUGACCCUCACAUGGUUCCUGGCUGCAGGGAAGAAGUGGGGUCAUGAGGCCAUUGAGGCCAACAGCAGUUACUUUCACCUGGCAGCCUGGGCCAUCCCAGCCAUCAAGACAAUAAUGAUCCUGGUGAUGAGGAAGGUGGCUGGGGAUGAACUGACGGGUGUCUGCUACGUGGGCAGCAUGGAUGUCAAAGCUCUUACUGGUUUUGUACUCAUUCCUCUCUCCUGUUAUCUCAUUAUUGGCACUUCUUUCUUGUUGUCUGGCUUUGUAGCCCUCUUCCACAUCCGAAAGAUUAUGAAAACAGAGGGAGAGAACACAGACAAACUUGAAAAGCUGAUGGUUCGCAUUGGGGUCUUCUCCGUGCUCUACACUGUCCCAGCCACUUGUGUCAUUGCCUGCUAUUUCUACGAGAGACUCAACAUGGACUACUGGCGCAUCUUAGCUGGGGAGCAAAAGUGUGUGGACGGCAGCGGGCCAGAGUCAGAUGAGUGUGUUAUGAAGGCCUCCAUCCCUGCUGUUGAGAUCUUCAUGGUGAAGAUCUUCAUGUUGUUGGUGGUGGGCAUCACUAGCGGGAUGUGGAUCUGGACCUCAAAGACACUGCAGUCAUGGCAGAAUGUUUUCAGCAGGAAGCUGAAGAAGAGGACAAGGAGGAAGGCUGCCAGUGUGUUCACCAGCAGCAGGUACAUCAAACCUCACCCAUCGCUUAAAGGACACAACACUAAGUAUGAGCCCACACGCCCCCCUCCAACAUGUGUAUGAGCUAACUGUCUUUGAACAAGCCUAAAAAUACUUAAAAAAAAACCCUAAGCAAGACUUCUGAUGAAAGAAAGUGUUCAAAUAAUCAAGGUUCAUUUUUUUAUUUAUGCAAUAUGCAUU